This is a messenger RNA of Habropoda laboriosa, 1368 nucleotides long. RefSeq names its product excitatory amino acid transporter 3-like. Gene Ontology annotation, cellular component: plasma membrane. Gene Ontology annotation, biological process: L-glutamate transmembrane transport. Bases 1 to 1368 code for a protein of 455 amino acids. Gene Ontology annotation, molecular function: neutral L-amino acid transmembrane transporter activity; L-glutamate transmembrane transporter activity; glutamate:sodium symporter activity. The transcript is spliced from 9 exons. The record is from RefSeq and is a predicted model, not a curated record. Lineage: Eukaryota; Metazoa; Arthropoda; Insecta; Hymenoptera; Apidae.
AUGAAUCUACUAAGAAGAAUACUAAAACAAAAACUAAUAGUAAUGACUGUAAUUGGUGUAUGUGCUGGAAUAUCCUCAGGACUUAUUCUUAAAACUUUUACUUCACAACCAUGGUCAACACGAGACAUAAUGUAUCUCAAAUUUCCUGGAGAACUAUUCAUGAGGUUGGUAAAUUGUUUAAUACUACCCCUCGUUACAUCCAGCAUUGUGAGUGCCACUUGCAACUUGAAGAAGUCAGGUCAAAUUGGAACAAUGGCGUUGUAUUACUAUAUAACAACAACAUUCCUUGGGAUAGCAUUAAGUGUUACACUUGUUCAAACAAUAAAACCUGGAGAAUUGCUUAAAAAUAAAAAUAUUGUUUCUCAAAAUGCAACCAGAUCUUUCAUGACAGUGGACACAAUUUUAGAUCUGUUUCGAAAUCUUAUGCCAGAUAACAUGAUAAUGGCAUGUUUAACUCAGUAUCAAACUGUAUUAGAAAAUCCAAAAAAUGAGUCAGUACCAAUUGAUGAAUGGAAAAUAGACCAUACAAGUAUAGCAGGAACAAAUGUAUUGGGAUUAGUAUUUUUUAGUUUAGUUUUAGGAUUAGCACUUGGAGAUAUAGAUUCAAAAGGUGAACCUUUGAUAAACUUUUUCCAAUCCAUGUCAGAUGCAAUGAUGAAGAUCAUGAACUGGGCAAUAAUGCUAGUACCAAUAAGUGCAUUGUUCCUUAUUUCUGGAAAAAUUCUUGAAGUGGAAGACUUUGACAGUCUGAUAAAACGAUUGGGAAUUUACAUUUUAACUGUCUUCAGUGGUUUGCUAAUCCAAGGUUUAAUAUUACUACCUUUAGUAUAUUUUAUAUGUACACGCAAAUCUCCAUACAAUGUUAUAUUUAAACUUGGACCAGCUUUUGUCACUGCAUUUGGUACAUCAUCUAGUACAGCAACAGUUCCAGUAACAAUAUCAUGCUUAGAACGUAUUGGAAUACCUUCUAAAAUAUCUAGAUUUAUUGUACCAAUUGGUGCUACAAUAAAUAUGGAUGGUAUAGCAUUAUAUGAAAGUAUUGGUGCAAUUUUUAUAAUUCAAUUGCAUGGAUUACAAUUUUCUUUAUUCAAACUUAUAAUAAUCAGUAUAACGUGUACUGUAUCGUGUAUUGGUGCUGCCGGUUUACCUAGUGGCGGUUAUGUAAUGUUGAUAAUGGUGUUAAAUUCCGUGGGAGUUCCAGUGGAAGAUGUUUCAUUAAUUAUUGCUAUCGAUUGGUUUGUAGAUCGUUUUAGAACUACCUUAAACAUCGUGGCCGAUGCUUUAGGUGCUGGUAUAAUAAGUCAUUAUUACCAAAAAAAGAAACAAAAUUCUGUGCCAGAAGAAAUGGAAUUAUAUACUUCGUCGUAA